This is a messenger RNA of Hyaloscypha bicolor E, 699 nucleotides long. RefSeq lists its product as uncharacterized. The transcript is spliced from 2 exons. Bases 1 to 699 code for a protein of 232 amino acids. NCBI's taxonomy places the organism in Eukaryota, Fungi, Ascomycota, Leotiomycetes, Helotiales, Hyaloscyphaceae. The record is from RefSeq and is a predicted model, not a curated record.
AUGCGCGGAGCCCUGUGGUUCUCCUGGGGCCUGCAUUGGCGGUGCAUCAUGCGCUUUACCUAUUCCAGCGGGCACGUCGUCUUGUUUGGUCGCGCGACUCUCGCCGGCCUUGGCGUCGGAGCCAAACCUGGCCGGCCAGCGGUUGGCAGCGAAUGUUCCAGCAGGUUUGGCUGCCACGCUCACGCUGUCCAGGACGGUCGGUCGUUCGCUGAUGGGCUGCAGCCUGCUGGAGCAUUCGCUCCCAGCCUGCCAGCCUGCCAGCCUGCCAGCCUGCAAGCCUGCCAACAGCUGCCGGCCAGGUUCUGGAACACCAAACUUGCCGAGCUCAACUCCAAGGCUCGACUCCACCGAGCUCGACUUGGCGUCGGCCACAACGCGCCCGCUUCAAUGCUUGCUCUCUCGCCCUUCUCAUGCUCCGAUAACCGCGAGUCCUCAGUCCUCCCCGUGACCCAAUCAAACUCAAUUUGGCAAUGUGCAAUUUUGGGUUUGGCCACGAGGCCAGACUCCAGAGGAGGGCCCCCCAGGCACAAGGAGCACAAGGAGCACAAGCUCACCCAAGAUAUCGUCAUCAAUCAGCUCACAGCCUUCAUUUCCGCACAAACCAUGAGUUUGAGCACGUCCUCAUUGAUGUCAUCGGCGGUUUCCGAGGACCCCGCGUUACGAGUUACGAACCUACUCCGUACGAGGGGAAAGGGGUGA